Molecule: messenger RNA, 1226 nt
Organism: Musca vetustissima
Lineage: Eukaryota; Metazoa; Arthropoda; Insecta; Diptera; Muscidae
Exons: 3
Coding region: 1-1083 (360 amino acids)
Cellular component (GO): chitin-based extracellular matrix
Molecular function (GO): structural constituent of chitin-based larval cuticle
Source: RefSeq, a predicted model, not a curated record
AUGAUAUUGCAAAAUCCACAGUUGCUUAUUGUGGCUGCAGUUCUGUUCACCUGUUGUGUGGUUGAGGCUCAACUACCACCACGUCUAUUAAUACCCGGAGCCAUACCUUUGCCCGCACCACGUUCUGCGCCUCAAGCUCGUCGCACUCGGCCACCAACUUUAAGAGCACAAAACAAUUUCAUUCCGGCAAAUAUACCGUCUCGCAUUGAAGAAGCGAAACCGGUCACUGAGUCGGCGGAGGAUGAAACACCCGAUGUGUUCUUGCCAAAUCUGUUGCGAGAGCAACAACUAGCUCAAGCACAACAAUCACAAUUCCAACAAGCUGCUUCGGCCUUUUUGAAUAACGACCCAAGUGUGAAUGCAUUGCCAGAACCAUCAAUCGACUUUGAGUCAUACACAACUCGGUUCCCAGAUAGGACUCAGCCUCCACCAACGGUACAACCUAGUCAGAAGCCCAAUUUCAACGAUUUUGGCAUAGGCUCUAAUGUCAUUAGUACACCCAGAUUUAGUCAGGAGAGACAGGCACCUCCACCACCAAUUCAAGCCCCCAUACCACAACGUGAACGUGCCAACGUGAUCAGAAGUCGACCAACUGCUGUACGUGAACCCAGACCUCAGUAUGAUACCCAGCCUGUUCAAGUGCCACAAAGACCAAGACCCAAACCCAUCCAAUCACGCCCACUUUAUGAUCAAAACCAAAUAGAAGAUAACCAGCAAAACAACAGACGUCAACGGCCUGUCGCACAAACCACAAGGAAAUGGCGUGAAGAGAAUGAGGACGGCACAAUCGUUUGGGGCUAUGAAAACGACGAUGGCUCCUUUAAGGAAGAAGUUAUUGGCGUUGACUGUAUAACAAAGGGAACUUAUGGCUACAUUGAUCCUGAUGGUAACAAACGCGAAUACCACUAUGAAACUGGCAUCAAAUGUGACCCAAACAAACGUGACCAGACCGAUGAAUAUCAAGAGAACAGCUUCAUCAACUACGACGACAACAAAGCCGUACUGCCAAACGGCAUUGAAAUAGAUAUGACCCAGCUGGGCAAGAAAAAGUCAAAGAGACCUGGUGUCAAUUACCGAAACUGAUGUGUCAAUCAUAACAUGCUAGUUCAUAAGUACAGCACUGUAUCCAUAAUAUUUUGUAAAGUUUAGGUUUUAUUAUUUUAGAACAUACAAAGUCUUACCAUUUAUCAUACAAAUUGUUCGUAUUCAGACGUUGAAACAGUACC